CACGCGGAAUGAGCAUGGGAUGUGAGAGAUUCUAGGAGAUGAGAUAUAUACUACCAAGUUCAACAAUGGCCUUUGAGAGGACCCUUCAGCAAUUUCGAUACAAUGAAGCUAAUGAUAAUGAAAUGGUGGCAGCUAAUGCGUUGGUCGGCUUAGCCAAUUCUCCUGUUUCUGGAAGCCGCUCUUCAACCGAUUCUGAAGCGUCUGAGCCUUCGCUUGACUUGUUUCUCGGCUGUUUUUCACAUCAAGAUCGGGGGACUUGUGUUCCUCACCGGAAGAAAGUAGAAGAAAUUUCAUUAUUGCCGAAUGCUUUGGGGUUCAGAAAGAAGUCCCAAAUUAGCUCAAGGCUCUUAUGCGGCGAUGUGGAUUUUUCCUCAAUAAUUGGUGCCUGUAAAUCCAAACGGAUAUUGACAGAGGGGGAGAGGGAAGCAAGAAGGUUGCGUCGAGUUCUGGCGAACAGAGAAUCGGCUCGGCAAACUAUUCGGCGCAGGCAGUAUCUUGUGUAGGCAACAUAUGAGGCGUUGGCAAAAAAAGCAGCUGACCUAGCAUUAGAGAAUGAGAGUUUGAAGAUGGAGAAGGAGUUGGCAGCAGAAAAGUAUAACUGUCUGAGAAACACAAAUGAUAAGCUAAAAGCCCAGAUGACAAGAGCAGCGAAGGAAGGGGUACAAAAAUUAUAUAAGUUUCCUAAUUCAAAAACACAAGUAGACCAGUCUUCUUCAACAUCUGCAACUCCGAGCUUCUUUUGUGACCUCUCUCCUUCAUUGCAAUGCAACUGGAGGCAUGUUUUCAAAACAUCAGAUGCUAGCUCUUUGAAACAACAUGGAACCCAAAAUGGCUGGUCUUUCACCGAUACAGGAGAACAAAGUCCACUUUUCGUU
Messenger RNA from Cuscuta campestris, 875 nucleotides. The record is from the annotation of a GenBank genome assembly. Lineage: Eukaryota; Viridiplantae; Streptophyta; Magnoliopsida; Solanales; Convolvulaceae.